Messenger RNA from Arachis stenosperma, 429 nucleotides. RefSeq lists its product as uncharacterized. Lineage: Eukaryota; Viridiplantae; Streptophyta; Magnoliopsida; Fabales; Fabaceae. Bases 1 to 429 code for a protein of 142 amino acids. Gene Ontology annotation, biological process: DNA integration. The record is from RefSeq and is a predicted model, not a curated record. The transcript has a single exon. Gene Ontology annotation, molecular function: nucleic acid binding.
AUGUGGAGGCAAGUGAUAACACGGUUCGGCAUCCCGGAGAUCGUCAUCUCGGAUAACGGGACACAAUUUACCGACAGGAAGUUCACGGAGUUCCUCACCGGCCUGGGUAUAAGACAGAAGUUUUCCUCGGUGGAACACCCCCAAACAAACGGACAGGUUGAGUCUGCAAACAAGAUCAUCCUGUUAGGGCUUAAGAAGCGGCUCGAUAAUAAAAAAGGUGCUUGGGCCGACGAGCUCGUCUCGGUCCUCUGGUCCUACCGUACAACUGAGCAAUCGUCCACCGGGGAGACCCUCUUCCAACUAACAUAUGGGCUAGAUGCGGUAAUACCUGUGGAAAUCGGGGAACCAAGCCCACGACUACUUUUGAAGGGAGUAGAGGAAGCCGUGGAGAAGGACCUGAUAGAUGAAGCCAGAGAAAUGGCCCACUAG